Messenger RNA from Euleptes europaea (tarantolino), 4665 nucleotides. It is a transcript of the gene CILP, whose product is annotated as cartilage intermediate layer protein. Bases 1 to 4665 code for a protein of 1554 amino acids. The transcript is spliced from 10 exons. The record is from RefSeq and is a predicted model, not a curated record. NCBI's taxonomy places the organism in Eukaryota, Metazoa, Chordata, Lepidosauria, Squamata, Sphaerodactylidae.
AUGGCUAUGGCGGGGAAUGGAGAUGGCGGCAAGGAGGAGGACAAGACCGACAAGACCCCGGACGGCGCGAUGCCGGGUGAGCCCGAUUCUAACUCCAAGCCGACCAAGCUGCUGGGGGAAAAAACGAGAGGCUCUGGCUCGGGGUUUACGGGCACGUGGUUCGAGGACGAUCUGGCCCGAAGGGAAGCGGUCUUGCGGCAUGAGUUGGAAGAAGACCGCCAUCAGCUUCACUUUGAGAAGGAGGAGAUGGCAGAAAGGAUGAACGCCAUGCAAACCUUGAUGGAAGAGAUGUGGCGCGAGAUGGGUGAGCUGCGGCGACAGCCGCCCCAGCAGCCUGUAGCAGCCCCGGUAGGUCAGCCAGUGGGCCAACCUGUUCAGCCCCCACCGCUACCACCGGGUGCGCCAUGUCCCGCCCCCCCGCCUGGACGGGACUUAAAGGUGAUGUUCAACAGGUUGACUGACCUGCUGUCGUAUUUUUUAAUCCAAGUGGAUGUGUUCAUGCAUGAACAGGGAGCGACCUUCCCCUCGGACGAGAGUCGGGUUCAAUAUGUUGCUUCGCUGCUUCAAGGAGAGGCAGCAGCAUGGAUGGUGCAACAAUAUGAACUGCGCUCUCGAGUUUUGGGAAGCUUGGAUGAUUUUAUGGUGGCCCUCCAUAACCAGUUUGAAGACCCGCAUCGGGGUGAAAGGGCCAAGACAGCCCUGCUGCAAUUGCGCCAGGGAACUAAGUCGGUGGUGCAAUAUGUAAGUGAGUUCCAGUUGCUCUCAAGUAAAAUCCUGGACUGGAGUGAAGCUACCCGAGUACAGUAUUUCCGUGAGGGACUCAAUCCCGAAUUGCAACAUUGGGCCUUUAUGCAGGGAAAUCCUCCAGACGUAGAGGGAUGGGUGAGGCAUGCGGCCGACACUGAGAACCGUAGGCAGUUGCUGCAGCUCUCGAAGCAGCAUACUGCCCGAGAAGUCAAGCCCCGUGGAGACAUGCCUGAGCAGCGGGGGGAGGUUUCGGGAUUGGCCGUGACCACCCGGGCUCAAAGCCGGGCAAAGGACUCCGCUGUGGCCAGCGGACUCCCGGAGGCUUUCCGGGUGAAACUGAGCAAAGCCACGCUUCAGGAGGAAGGAAGCCAGAUCCUCCCCCAAGCCCUCACCCGCCAAGGGGACCUGUGGUUUCAUGGAGAACAACUCUAUGUGCCUGAAACUGUAAGGAGUGAGCGUGUUUUGAAGCAAUCGGUAAGCAGGAUCUGGACUGGACAGAAACCCUUCAGCCUGUCGAUCAAACACGGCCCAGACAGUCAGGGCGUAUGGACGGCUUGGUUCAACAUUGACCACCCUGGUGGCAACGGGGAUUACGAACGCUUGGAUGCCAUCCGGUUUUACUACCACGACAGGGUGUGCCCGAGGCCGUUCCGCGUCGAAGCCCGCACGACGGACUGGAUCCCUGCGGGCAGCACGGGUCAGGUAGUCCACUCCAGCGCCCAGGAGGGGUUCUGGUGCCUGAAUGAGGAGCAGCCUUCCGUGGAAACCUGCCUGAAUUAUGCCAUUCGCUUCUUGUGCCCUGCAGGCUCUUUAUUUUUAGAUCCACGAGUGUUGUGGUCUUCGUGGUCGAAGUGGAGCGAGUGCUCGGCCAAAUGUGACCAAACCGGGGUCCAGAUCCGGACCAGGACCUGCCUCGCGGAAAGCCUCCACGACUGGCGCUGCCAAGAAGUGAGCGAGGAAGGCCGGCGCUGCAUCGGACCCCCUUGCUCAGUUUGCAACAUGAGCUGCUCCAUGGGCAGCGUGAAUGCGGAGUGUGAUGCAUGCAUGUGUGAGGAACAUCUACUCUUCGGAAAAGUCUCACUUCCAGAUGGAGCUCCUGCUGCCGGCGCAGCUGUCUACCUACAAGCCAGGACACCUAAGCUAUUAACAGUCUCUGACGGGGAUGGGACAUUUCGGGUUCCUGGGGUGUGUCCCGACGGUCAAACCAUUCUGCAGGUCAAGAAGCCAAAAUACAAGACUGCUUUGGUCACUGUGCCCACGAGCUCUCAAGUUUCCUCCUCUGUCCAUAUCCGCUUGAAAAGAGCAGACAAACCGUACAUGACAAAGCAUCCAGAGAACAAAGCCCGAAGAGAGGGGCAGAGUGUCACUUUCUGCUGCCAUGCUGACGGAAAUCCAGCCCCAGAACAAUAUAUUUGGUUUCACAAUGAUACUUUACUGGACCCUUUGCUCUACAAACACAAAGGCAACUUGGUGUUAAAGAACCUGAAAAGGGACCAAGCCGGCCAGUAUUUUUGCAAGACCAGUAAUGACGCCGGAUCCGUGAAGUCACAACCUGCCACUCUCUCAUUAGUAGCAAAGGACGACCCCCCCUGCAACCCCACGCCCGACAGCUAUCUCAUCCGACUGCCACACGACUGCUUCCAAAACGUAACAGGCUUUUACUACAACGUUGGUAGGUGCCCGUCCGACACCUGUGUGGGAACGUUAGACAACAGUCUUCGGUGCAAAGAUGCCACCACUUAUUGCUGUGGGGUGUCCAAAACAGAGACACAAGAAAUAAAGUGCGCUGGAUACACGCUUCCCAUCAAAGUGGCCACCGAGUGUGGGUGUCAGCAGUGCGUUGAAACCAAGGCCACCAUUCGAGGAAGAGCCGUGGCUUCCGAUUCCGGGGAGCCCAUGAGGUUUGGUCAUAUAUACAUGGGGGACAACCGGAUCAGCAUGACGGGCUACAAGGGGACCUUCUCUAUCCAAGUGCCCACCGACACAGACCGGCUGGUUCUCACAUUUGUCGAUCGCCUGCAGAAGUUUGUGAACACCACAAAAGUGUUGCCUUUCAACAGAAACGGUGGGGCUGUCUUCCAUGAGAUCAAGAUGUUAAGGAAGAGCCCAUCCAUUACACUAGAAUCCACAAAGGCCAGCUCGAUCACCUUAGGUGAGAUGGAAGGAGAUGAUCCAAUAGCCACACUGGAAAUUCCUCCCAAUACAUUUUAUAGACAAAAUGGAGAACCUUACUUGGGGAAAGUGAAAGCCAGUGUGACCUUCCUGGAUCCAAGGAACUUCUCCAGUGCAGCCGCAGCACAAAGUGACCUGAAUUUUGUCGAUGACGAGGGCGACAUGCUCCCGCUGCGGACGUACGGCAUGUUUUCUAUGGAUUUCACCGAUGAAACAGCCACUGAGGCACUCAACGCAGGGAAUGUAAGAGUCCAUCUUGAUUCCACUCAGGUCAAGAUGCCAGAACAUCUGAAAGGGAUGAAGCUUUGGUCUCUAAAUCCGCACACAGGUUUAUGGGAGGAGGAAGGAAAAUUCCAUCUCGACCAAAGGAGACGUGGCAAGCGAGAGGAGAGAACGUUUCUGGUGGGCAAUAUGGAGAUAAGAGAGAGGCGGCUUUUCAAUCUUGACGUCCCGGAGACCAGAAGGUGCUACAUCAAGGUGCGGGCUUACAGAAGCGAGAGAUACCUGCCCAGUGAACAAGUUAUGGGGGUUGUGAUUUCCGUUAUCAACCUGGAACCAACACCGGGAUAUGCUACCAAUCCAAGGGCUUGGGGCCGUUUUGACAGCGCAGUCACCAGCUCCAACGGAGCUUGUGUGCCAGCUUUCUGCGAUGACCAAAACCCAGAUGCCUACAGUGCUUAUGUCAUGGCAAGCCUGGGGGGAGAAGAACUUGAAGCUGUCCCCUCGUCCCCCCGGCUUAACCCUCUUGCAAUUGGAGUCCCGCAACCGUACCUCAACAAGCUGAAGUACAUGCGAACGGACCACCUGGAUCGAAAUGUCAAGAAGACAGCUUUCAGGAUCAGUGUGGCCAAACCUACCCCCAACGCUGCCGAAGAGAGCAAUGGUCCCAUCUACUCAUACGAAAAGGGAAGAGAAUGUGAAGUAGCGCCAUACUUCGCUGCUCACUUCAGGUUCUACCGAGUAGAGGGGGACAGGUAUGACUACAACACAGUUCCUUUCAACGAGGAUGAUCCCAUGAGUUGGACAGAAGACUACUUGGCCUGGUGGCCAAAGCCGACGGAAUUUAGGGCAUGUUACGUAAAGGUGAAAAUAAAUGGGCCUCUUGAGGUUAAUGUAAGGUCUCGCAACAUGGGUGGUACGCAUCCAAAAACUGUCGGCAGGCUGUAUGGCAUCAGAGAUGUGCGAAGCAUCCGGGACUUGGACCGACCCAAUCUUUCAACGGCGUGCCUGGAAUUCAAGUGCAGCAGCAUGCUGUAUGACCAAGAACGUGUGGACAGGACACUGGUGAAAAUUAUUCCACAAGGUAACUGCUACAGAGAAAGCGUCAACGGCAUGCUACAUGAAUAUCUCGUGAAUCAUCUCCCAGUGGCUGUGAAUAAUGACUCCAGCCAGUACACUAUGCUGGCUCCUCUCGAUCCUCUUGGCCACAACUAUGGGAUCUACACCGUUACGGACCACGAUCCUCGGACAGCCAAGGAAAUAGCUCUGGGCCGAUGUUUUGAUGGAACAUCUGACGGGUCUUCCCGAAUUAUGAAGAACAACGUGGGCAUAGCAUUGACUUUUAACUGUCAGGAAAGAGACGCUCAGCAACAAAGCGUCUUCCAGUCGCUGAGAAACCUGCCUGGCCAGUAUCCAGCAAGCCCUCUUCGAGAAAGAAUUGCCAUAAGGAGGCCAGGCAGAAGCAGGGUGGUUCAGAUCCAAGGGAAAGGUGUGCCUUCAGUUAGAAUUGCACAAAGAGUCCAGUGA